Neomonachus schauinslandi (Hawaiian monk seal) is the source of this 1254-nucleotide messenger RNA. Its product is annotated as solute carrier family 22 member 6-like. Gene Ontology annotation, cellular component: membrane. Lineage: Eukaryota; Metazoa; Chordata; Mammalia; Carnivora; Phocidae. Gene Ontology annotation, biological process: transmembrane transport. The record is from RefSeq and is a predicted model, not a curated record.
AUGAAUAUGUUACCUUACAUGGUCCUGCCCACGGCCUUCAGCGACCUCCUGCAGCAGGUGGGGGAUGUCGGCCGCUUCCAGCAGAUCCAGGUCACUCUGGUGGUCCUCCCCCUGCUCCUGAUGGCCUCCCACAACACCCUGCAGAACUUCACCGCUGCCAUCCCCACCCACCACUGCCGCCCGCCUGCCGACGCCAACCUCAGCAAGGACGGGGAGCUGGAGGCCUGGCUGCCCCGGGACAGGCAGGGGCAGCCGGAGUCCUGCCUCCUCUUCACCAUCCCCCAACAGGGACCGCCUUUUCCCAACGGCACGGGGGCCACAGAGCCCUGCACCAACGGCUGGAUCUAUGACAACGGCACCUUCCCUUCCACCAUCGUGACUGAGUGGGACCUUGUGUGCACACACAAGACCUUGCCCCAGUUGAGCCAAUCCAUCUUCAUGGCAGGAAUGCUAGUUGCAAGCUUGAUGUUUGGGACCUUGGCAGGCAGGCUGGGCUCCCCGAAGGUGCUGAUCUGGACCGAUCUGCAGUUAGUGGUGUCUCCUGCCUUCACACCCAACUUGCCCCCCUACUGUGCUUGCCGCUUCCUCUCGGGCAUGGCUAUGAAUGGCAUCAGCAGCAACUCUCUGAUGUUGAGCCUGGAGUGGCUGCCCAUCCAUGCCCGACCAGGUCUGAGCCUCCUAAUUGGAUUUGUACCCUGACUUGGCCAGUUCUCUGCUGGCGUGGCUUAUGCUGUGCCCCACUGGCCACCACCUGCGCUGUUGGUCUCUCUGCCUUUCUUUGUCUUCUCCAUCUACUCCAGGUUCUUCAUUGAGUCUGCCCUCUGGUACUCCUUCUUGGGGAGGUUGAAUCUCACCCCAAUGGCCCUGCAGAGAGUGACCCAGAUCAAUGGGAAGCAGGAAGAGGAUGCCAAGCUGAGUAGGAGCCUCGCCUUCCGAGUCCAGGGCUUCUCCGACCCUGGCUCCGCCUCUCCGCCCUGUACCAGGUUUGAUCCUAAGGCCCCAUCACCUGGUCCCACCUCUGCUGGGAUCGUCCGUACCUACCCGGCCAUGUCCUUCAGAUUCUCCACUUGCUUCACCCUCCCCUGCUGGUCGGACGACUGGUUCGGGACCAUCCUCACCUGGGGGAGCCACGGAACCCUGACUCCCACCACCCCCAUCCACCUUCAGGCCCCCCAAGAUGGACUGAACCAGGUUGCUGGCCAGACGGACAAGCUGGAUGCCAAGAUAGGAGGCCUUAGCCCCUACAGCUCCUAG